Messenger RNA from Gastrolobium bilobum, 3828 nucleotides. Its product is annotated as AP-4 complex subunit epsilon. The record is from RefSeq and is a predicted model, not a curated record. Gene Ontology annotation, cellular component: AP-4 adaptor complex; membrane coat. Lineage: Eukaryota; Viridiplantae; Streptophyta; Magnoliopsida; Fabales; Fabaceae. Gene Ontology annotation, molecular function: cargo adaptor activity. The coding region runs from base 254 to 3163 and encodes 969 amino acids. Gene Ontology annotation, biological process: intracellular protein transport; receptor-mediated endocytosis. The transcript is spliced from 10 exons.
CGUCUGACACGACACCGUCUGCUGCAAUCGUUGUCUUCUUCUUCACACUCGCCACACCUACUCUUCACAAUUCUCAAACCCUUUCUUCUACUCUCUCACACUCCCCAUCUUUCUCUGCGAACUUCCCUUCACUAGAACCCUUCACCACAUCCACCGAACCCCACUCCCGGAUCCCGAUUCCACAAAUCCGAAGCUCCACCACCCGAAAACCCGAAAGCUGGAGCAAUUGAAGACGAUCGGGCGAGAACUCGCCAUGGGAUCCCAAGGCGGGUUCGGUCAAUCCAAGGAGUUUCUGGAGCUGGUCAAAUCAAUCGGAGAAGCCCGAUCCAAAGCCGAAGAGGACCGCAUCGUCGUUCGCGAGAUGGAAACCCUAAAACGACGAAUCUCCGAACCCGACAUCCCAAAACGCAAGAUGAAAGAGUACAUCAUUCGCCUCCUCUACGUCGAGAUGCUCGGCCACGACGCGUCGUUUGGAUACAUCCACGCCGUUAAGAUGACCCACGACGACAACUUAAUUUCCAAACGCACCGGCUACUUAGCCGUCACACUCUUCCUCAACGAAGACCAUGACCUCAUCAUCCUCAUCGUUAACACCAUUCAGAAGGACCUUAAAUCCGAUAACUACCUCGUUGUUUGCGCCGCCUUGAACGCCGUCUGCCGCCUCAUUAACGAGGAAACCAUCCCCGCCGUGCUGCCUCAAGUGGUAGACCUUCUCUCUCACUCUAAGGAGGCCGUAAGAAAAAAAGCCGUUAUGGCUCUUCAUCGUUUCUUCCAUAAAUCUCCCUCCUCCGUUUCACAUUUGGUCUCCAAUUUUCGCAAGAAGUUGUGUGAUAAUGACCCUGGGGUCAUGGGUGCUACUUUAUGCCCCCUUUUUGAUCUCAUAACCAUCGAUGUUAACCCUUAUAAGGACCUUGUUGUUAGCUUCGUUAGCAUUCUUAAACAAGUAGCAGAACGUAGGUUACCUAAGAGCUACGAUUAUCACCAAAUGCCAGCUCCGUUCAUUCAGAUUAAGUUGCUGAAGAUACUUGCAUUGUUGGGGAGCGGUGAUAAGCAUGCUAGUGAGAACAUGUAUACUGUUAUUGGUGAUAUAAUUAGGAAGAGUGAUUCGACGAGUAAUAUAGGGAAUGCUAUUCUUUAUGAAUGCAUAUGCUGUGUUUCCUCUAUAUAUCCCAAUCCUAAGUUGUUAGAAGCUGCUGCCGACGCUAUUGCGAGGUUUUUGAAGAGUGACAGUCAUAAUCUCAAGUACAUGGGGAUUGAUGCCCUUGGUCGGCUGAUAAAGUUAAGCCCGAAUGUUGCUGAACAACAUCAACUGGCCGUGAUUGACUGCUUAGAGGACCCUGAUGAUACGCUGAAGCGAAAAACUUUUGAACUGCUAUACAAAAUGACUAAGUCCUCCAAUGUGGAAGUGAUUGUUGAUCGGAUGAUUGAUUACAUGAUUAGCAUAAGUGAUGAUCAUUAUAAAACCUAUAUAGCAUCUCGAUGUGUAGAACUUGCUGAGCAAUUUGCACCAAGUAAUCAUUGGUUUAUACAGACCAUGAAUAAAGUUUUCGAGCAUGCUGGAGAUCUUGUGAAUAUUAAGGUGGCUCAUAAUUUAAUGCGAUUGAUUGCUGAAGGAUUUGGAGAGGAUGAUGCUGCUGCAGAUAGUCAGUUGAGAUCGUCUGCUGCUGAGUCAUAUUUGCGCAUUAUUGGAGAGCCGAAGCUUCCGUCAGCAUUUCUUCAAGUCAUCUGUUGGGUUCUGGGGGAAUAUGGCAUGGCAGAUGGAAAGUAUUCUUCUUCCUAUAUCACUGGGAAGUUAUGUGACAUAGCAGAGGCAUAUUCUAAUGAUGAAACUGUUAAGGCAUAUGCGAUUUCAGCAUUGAUGAAAAUUUAUGCAUUUGAAAUAGCAGCUGGGAGGAAAGUGGAUAUGCUACCAGAGUGUCAAUCUUUGGUCGAAGAACUAUUAGCGUCCCACUCUACUGAUUUGCAGCAACGUGCUUAUGAAUUGCAAGCCCUUAUUGGUUUGGAUGCACGAGCUGUUGAAACAAUAAUGCCGCAAGAUGCAAGUUGUGAAGAUAUUGAGGUUGAUAAGAAUCUUUCUUUCCUCAAUGGUUAUGUCCAGCAGUCUCUAGAAAGGGGUGCUCAGCCCUAUAUUAACGAGGAUGAGCGUACUGGAAUGGUGAAUAUGAGCAACUUCAGAAGCCAGGAUCAGCAUGAAUCUGCACAGCAUGGUCUGAGAUUUGAGGCAUAUGAAGUUCCAAAGCCUCCAAUGCCAUCAAAAGUUGCUUCAGUUUCACUUUCAUCCUCAACAGACCUUGUUCCAGUACCUGAGGCAUUGUAUCCUAGGGAGACUCACCAGAUCUCUUCAGUUGGAAUAGCAUCAGAGACAGGAUCAUCAGAGCUUAAGCUAAGGCUUGAUGGUGUUCAGAAGAAGUGGGGUAGGCCAACUUAUUCGUCUCCAACAUCAUCUUCCUCAAAUAUUAGUUCCCAAAACCCAGUGAAUGGGGUCACUCAGGUGGAUGUUACAACUGCUGUAAAUUCAAAAGCACGUAAUAGCUACGAUUCUAGAAAGCAAAAGAUUGAAAUUGAUCCUGAAAAGCAAAAGCUUGCUGCUUCAUUGUUUGGUGGUUCAACUAAAGCUGAGAAAAGAUCAUCAACUAGCAAUAAGGUUCCAAAGGCUAGUGCUAGUGCUGCAGACAGAUCUCAGGAAUCAAAAGCUGAAGUUGUACCCAAUGAAGCAACUGGGGAGAAAACUAAUCAACAAUCUCCUCCAGAUUUGCUUGACUUGGGUGAACCAACUGUCACUGUUGCACCUCCCCCUUUGGAUCCAUUCGAGCAACUGGAAGGACUUAUUGACCCAAGCAUUAAUUUUACUAAAAAUCAUAGUGGUGGAGCUGCUACAAAUGCACCUGAUGUUAUGGCACUCUAUCCAGAGACUACUGCUAGUGGACAGAGUAGCAGCGGUGGCUAUUCUAUCUCUGUGAGUGGGGAUAAUGUAAAUCUUUUAUCUGAGUUGUCGAAUGCAGCCGUCACAGGUACUACUGGAGAAACAAUUAUGACGCCUUUGUCACAAUCUGUAAAGGGUCCAAGUGCUAAAGAUUCUUUGGAGAAGGAUGCAAAAGUCAGGCAGAUGGGUGUGACGCCCUCAAGUCAGAAUCCCAACUUGUUCAAGGACUUGCUUGGCUAAUCUGAUUAAAAGGACAAUUCUAAAUCAUAUGAUGUUUGAUGAUAGAUUACCUUGCGACUUGCUGCUCAUGCAGUUUCCAUAUCUGAUAUAUGCAAAAUUGAAUAAUAUAAAUUACGAUCAGACAUGGAUAGUUGCAGCCAUCCAGAAUGGGGUGAUACCAUAUCCAGGAAUGAUGGCUAAGCCAGGUAAAGAGUUCUUGUUGCAGAAUAUAGCUUUCGUAGCAAUUGAAUGCAUGAGGCUUUCCUCGUUGCAUCCAGGUUUUGGUCCACUCUAGAUUCUGAAGGGUACUGUUGUGCACGGUCAUUGCAUUUUACUCAUUAAGUUCGGAGUCAUCUUUGUUGUUCUACCAAAGCUGUAACUUUUUUGUCCUAAUUUUUGUGCAUUUUUUCAUGUAUGUCCAUAUAAUGGUUUUUCCAACAGUGAGAAGCUUGAUAUUGCGGUCAUUAUGAGUUUGAUGUAUGGCAUUUGUACACGUGAAAGUUUGUGAUAAAUGAGGGUAGGGUCAUCCAUUCCUUUGUAGAAGACCAUGUGUCCAUGAUUGGCUGUGUUUCAUUCUUCUUUGUCCUCAGGUCGUUCUCCAUUUAUCUAUCCCGCUGAUGUUUCGGGUAUUGUCUUUGCAAUUCGUGCUUCCUUUUUUUUUUUUGGUAUUCUGCUAUAAAUUUUAU